Messenger RNA from Liolophura sinensis, 1690 nucleotides. RefSeq names its product zinc finger protein 664-like. Gene Ontology annotation, biological process: regulation of transcription by RNA polymerase II. Lineage: Eukaryota; Metazoa; Mollusca; Polyplacophora; Chitonida; Chitonidae. The transcript is spliced from 3 exons. The record is from RefSeq and is a predicted model, not a curated record. Gene Ontology annotation, cellular component: nucleoplasm. The coding region runs from base 144 to 1211 and encodes 355 amino acids. Gene Ontology annotation, molecular function: RNA polymerase II cis-regulatory region sequence-specific DNA binding; DNA-binding transcription repressor activity, RNA polymerase II-specific.
CUAAGACCCGAUGAGUGACAGGUGCCCGGAUAGUGACGGGCCCAGGUCACAAAACGUGCGAAGUCAUUAGAGCCGAAGCCGAAGGAGACCUUUAAAUGCUUUCAAACACCUAAUGAAAACGUCAUUGUAUACAAGGCUUUGAGAUGGCAGAAAAUGGUGGCUUGGUAUACAUUGAAAUGGAUGGACAGUUGCAUUAUCUCCAGCUAUCACCUGUUGAUCCACCCACAGGGACACAAGUCAGUGCAGAUGUUCCCUUUGUAGAUAAUUCAGAGGUCACACCCACAGGUGGUCCUGUUGAGGGUCGACAGGGCGAAGAUGAAAUUUCGCCAGCAGACCCCAAUAAGGAGCCACCAACUCAGUCUGCAAAAGAAGAGCUGUCUGCUCCAGCUACAUGGACAAAGUCUACAGGAGACAAGUCACAUGAAUGCACUGUGUGUGGCAAGGGAUUCAACAAAUCAGCGUACGUCAAAAUUCACAUGCGUGUCCACACUGGGGAAAAGCCUUAUGCCUGCCACUUGUGCGAAGCUCGCUUCACGGGCAGGACUGCACAGCAGCGGCACUUGCUGCGUCACACCGGGGAACGGCCGUUUAAGUGCGACAUUUGUGGCAAUGACUACGUGCUUAAGCAAGAUCUGCGUGAACAUCGCAAGGGUCAUGGUUUUGACGCAGAAAAAAAAUGCGUAUGUGAUGUUUGCGGCAUAGCUUUUCGCUAUCCAUUCCAGUUGAAAAUUCACAAAAGACGUCACACUGGUGAAAAACCUGUGGAGUGCAAUAUUUGCCAUACAAUGUUUCGCACGCCACAGACUCUGUAUAUACACAAGAGGACUCACACUGGGGAAAAACCUUCCAAGUGCCUGUUCUGUGGCAAGCGAUUUGCCACAACAUCUGAUAAAAACAGACACGAAAUGAUCCAUCGCAACGAAAAACCUUUCAAAUGCGAUUUGUGCGAUAAGCAUUUUCAGAGGCGAUACAAAAUGGAAAGUCAUCGAAAGGUUCAUUUCAAGGAGACUGUUAAAAGUGCAAAUAAUACCAAAGACAAAACUUUCCAGUGUGGUACUUGCGAUCAAACAUUUGCCUUACAGUUAUCCCUUGAUCUACACAUGAGAAUGGUUCACAGCACAGAGGAGGUUGAGCAGGGCCAAGCUAGCGAAACAUCUUACAAAAACGGAGAAGAAAAGGACUCAGAAUCUGUUAUUGUAAAAGUUGUGUGAUUUUAUUGCGAUGAACAUCAUAAACAACAAUGGAAUGUCAUUGUUAAUGAGGUUAAUGAGGUCGCAUGUACCCGUGAAAUCGACUAAUUCGUGUGUGUGACCUCAAAUUUAAACCAUGAUUAUGUUACUUGUUUUACGUGGUACCCAAAGUCCAACUUCUGUUAUUCUUAGAAAAGUGUUUUGAGGCUUGUGUGGAAGGCAGGAUGAUACCUUACUAGCAGUGAAAGUAAUAAUUGAUGACAUUUAUUUGCACUUUUAUAUGGACUUUUUGAUGGUGAAUUUUUAGGCCAGAUUCAGUAAUCACGGUUAUAUGUAAAAAGUGGUUGUUAAAUCGACUGUGUUGAAUACAAGUUAUGUCCCUUGGUGGCUAAGUGGUUUAGGAUGCUAAAUUGUAGACUUUAGUGUUUUCUCAUGACCUAUGAAAUCAGGUUCAAAUCCAGCUGUUGCCCUCCAGAUCUCCACAAUGGAUGACUGAGAUA